AUGAGUUUCAGUCCGUUUGUCAACUCGCCCCACGGGCAUCCCAGCUUUAAUCCAGUGAAAGUGGGCAAAGGCGUCUCCAAUUCGGAGCUGGCAAAGAACAACAAGCAGCCAAAGCCGCCGGACAAGCCGUUGAUGCCGUACAUGCGCUACAGCAAAAAGGUUUGGGACGAAGUGCGCGCCCGUUUCCCCGAUCACAAGAUCUGGGAGAUCAGCAAGAUCGUCGGACAGAUGUGGCGCGACCUGCCCGAGGAGCAGAAGCAGGACUACGUGGACGCCUUUGAGGCGGAAAAGAUCGAGUACAACGAACAACUGAAGAUCUACCACAACUCGCCCGCCUACCAACAGUGGAUCGCCACGCUGAAGUCGAAGGAGCAGGAGGAGCGCGAUAGUCAACACAAGGCCGCGGCCGCUGCGGCAGGUGGGGGUGGUGGCCCAGGUUCGGGCGGCCCUGGUGGCCCAAGUAAGAGCAAGAAAUCGAUGGGCGGCGGCCACGGCGGUCCGAUGAGCCACUCGCCUCAGAAGGGUCACGGCCACGGCCACGGCCAUCACCACCACGGCGGCGGCGACGGCCGCGUCAGCCUGCAGGUGAACAUGGACGGCGAAGAGGGAGUGGCGGCGGACGAGCUGGCGGACGACUACUACAGCAUCAAGCACCUGUCGGCGGCCCGCUUCUACCGCAACCACAAACUGGUGGCGGAGAUCUUCGACGAGCGGGUGCUGCCGGAGAACCGCACCAAUCCCGAGAGCCGCUACCAUGUGCUGCUGCGGCAGACCGAGUCGCUGCUGAUGCACCACAAGACGCUGAACGACGAGCUGGAGACGAUUGAGGCGCGCUUCCAGGAGCGAAAGCGCGCCCUCCUCGACUCCAGCGAGAAGUUCGACCUGGAGAUGAAAAAGCGCUUCGCGGCGAAGCCGGUGGUCGACGAGGCCGCCUACCAGCGAAUGGUGGAGCGGGCGCUGGAGCAGAUUCGACGGGAGAACGGAGAGCUGCCGGUCCAGACGACGGUCCAGCCGACGUCCACUUCGCAGCCACCGCCUCCUGCCCCUUCAGCAACUGCAACUUCAGAAACGGCAGCGACGGAAAAGCCUGCUGAAGGAUCAGCUGCAGCAAGUGAACCGGCAGCUGCGGAGAAACCUCCACAGCCUGCUGAGCAGCAGCAGCAGCAGUGA
Molecule: messenger RNA, 1170 nt
Organism: Rhagoletis zephyria (snowberry fruit fly)
Lineage: Eukaryota; Metazoa; Arthropoda; Insecta; Diptera; Tephritidae
Source: RefSeq, a predicted model, not a curated record